GACAUCACGAGAGGGAGCUUCCUCUUGAUGAGUUGGCUUUAAGGUGCAAUCAGCGUGAAGCGUCUAAUUCUCCUGCGAGCCUCUCCGAGAUUCGCAGUUGCCCGUCUGUUGUUUCUCGGCUUCCCCUUGGCCUUUUCCCUCCCCCAGCACCAUGGCCUCAGGAUCCGAUUUUAAAGUGGAUGACUUAUCAACUGCAAUUCUGAAGCAGAAGAACAGGCCAAAUAGGUUAAUUGUUGAUGAAGCCAUCAAUGAAGACAACAGUGUUGUGUCACUGUCCCAGGCAAAAAUGGAUGAAUUGCAGCUGUUCAGAGGAGACACUGUUCUGCUAAAAGGAAAGAAGAGGAGAGAAGCAGUCUGUAUUGUUCUGUCAGAUGAUACCUGCUCAGAUGAGAAGAUUCGCAUGAAUAGGGUUGUUCGUAACAACCUGAGAGUGCGCCUGGGUGACGUGAUCAGCAUCCAGCCUUGCCCAGAUGUGAAAUAUGGCAAACGUAUACACGUGCUGCCAAUUGAUGACACAGUAGAAGGGAUCACAGGGAAUCUGUUUGAAGUCUAUCUCAAGCCGUACUUCCUGGAAGCAUACAGACCUAUCAGGAAAGGUGACAUCUUCUUAGUGCGUGGAGGGAUGCGUGCAGUGGAGUUCAAAGUGGUGGAGACAGAUCCAAGUCCUUACUGCAUAGUGGCUCCAGACACAGUGAUCCAUUGUGAAGGAGAGCCCAUCAAACGAGAGGAUGAAGAAGAGUCACUGAAUGAAGUGGGCUAUGAUGACAUUGGUGGCUGCCGGAAGCAGCUGGCUCAAAUCAAAGAGAUGGUGGAACUUCCCCUCCGACACCCUGCCCUCUUCAAGGCCAUAGGGGUGAAGCCUCCACGUGGGAUCCUGCUGUAUGGUCCUCCUGGCACUGGUAAAACACUAAUUGCCCGAGCAGUGGCCAAUGAAACAGGGGCUUUCUUCUUCCUGAUCAACGGUCCUGAGAUCAUGAGCAAGCUGGCUGGUGAGUCUGAGAGCAACCUGAGGAAAGCCUUUGAAGAAGCAGAGAAGAAUGCUCCUGCCAUCAUCUUCAUUGAUGAACUGGAUGCCAUUGCUCCUAAGAGAGAGAAGACACAUGGAGAGGUGGAACGUCGCAUAGUGUCUCAGCUGUUGACUCUUAUGGAUGGACUGAAACAGAGAGCACAUGUGAUUGUCAUGGCAGCUACCAACAGGCCGAACAGCAUUGACCCAGCACUCAGGCGAUUUGGUCGUUUUGAUAGAGAGGUAGAUAUUGGUAUCCCAGAUGCCACUGGGCGCCUGGAGAUCCUGCAGAUCCACACAAAAAAUAUGAAACUGGCUGAUGAUGUUGAUCUGGAACAGGUGGCAAAUGAGACUCAUGGCCAUGUUGGUGCUGACUUGGCUGCUCUUUGCUCAGAAGCUGCUCUUCAGGCUAUCAGAAAGAAAAUGGAUCUCAUAGACCUAGAAGAUGAAACUAUUGAUGCUGAAGUGAUGAACUCGCUGGCUGUGACCAUGGAUGACUUCAGGUGGGCUCUGAGCCAGAGCAACCCUUCUGCUCUUCGGGAGACUGUGGUGGAAGUGCCACAAGUUACCUGGGAAGAUAUUGGUGGUCUAGAAGAUGUAAAGAGAGAACUCCAGGAACUUGUACAGUAUCCUGUGGAGCACCCAGACAAGUUCCUCAAAUUUGGCAUGACCCCUUCAAAAGGGGUUCUGUUCUAUGGGCCACCUGGCUGUGGUAAGACACUGCUAGCCAAAGCCAUUGCUAAUGAAUGCCAGGCAAACUUCAUUUCCAUCAAGGGGCCAGAAUUGCUCACUAUGUGGUUUGGCGAGUCUGAAGCUAAUGUGCGUGAGAUCUUUGACAAGGCCCGCCAAGCAGCCCCUUGUGUGCUCUUCUUUGAUGAGCUAGAUUCCAUCGCAAAGGCUCGAGGUGGGAAUAUUGGUGAUGGUGGUGGUGCUGCAGACCGCGUCAUCAACCAGAUCCUGACAGAGAUGGAUGGCAUGUCCACCAAGAAAAAUGUCUUCAUCAUCGGUGCCACCAACAGGCCAGACAUCAUUGACCCAGCCAUCUUGCGCCCUGGCCGCCUGGAUCAGCUCAUCUACAUACCUCUGCCUGAUGAGAAGUCCCGGGUGGCUAUUCUUAAAGCCAACUUGAGGAAAUCACCAGUUGCCAAGGAUGUUGACCUGGAUUUCUUAGCUAAGAUGACCAAUGGCUUUUCGGGGGCUGACCUGACAGAAAUUUGCCAGCGUGCCUGCAAACUGGCUAUCCGUGAGUCCAUCGAGAGUGAGAUCAGACGAGAAAGAGAAAGGCAGACCAACCCUUCUGCCAUGGAAGUGGAGGAGGAUGACCCAGUUCCUGAGAUCCGCCGGGAUCACUUUGAGGAGGCCAUGCGCUUUGCUCGGCGCUCUGUCAGUGACAAUGACAUCAGGAAAUACGAGAUGUUUGCACAGACUCUACAGCAGAGCCGUGGCUUUGGCAGCUUCAGGUUCCCAUCAAGUAACCAGGGCAGUGCUGGUCCAAGCCAAGGCACAGGAGGCAACAGCGGGGGCAACGUGUACAGUGAAGACAAUGAUGAUGAUCUCUACGGUUAACUUGCUGUCCUCUGUGGACUGAACCCUACAUCAGGCCACGUUGUACAGGAAAAAAAAAAUCCAAUGUUAGUGAACUCUUAGCUUCUUCAUUCCUCAGUUAGAAUGGUGUAAGCUGCAUGUCAGACUUUAUAUGGGGGAUGUUUUCUGCAAACACAAAUCCAGACCAGUGUUCAGUUGGGAGGCAGACAGUGCAUUAACAAGGAGGGGAACCAACUUAAAUUCUCAGAAAUUUCCAUUUUAGUUUAUGUGGCAGAAUCAGCAGCUUUAACAAAGAGUAUGAUGCUAGCCUGUAUAAAAAAAAAAAACCCACAAAAAUAAUAAAAAAUCACAUGAAACUCUAA
Messenger RNA from Melopsittacus undulatus (budgerigar), 2913 nucleotides. RefSeq names its product transitional endoplasmic reticulum ATPase-like. NCBI's taxonomy places the organism in Eukaryota, Metazoa, Chordata, Aves, Psittaciformes, Psittaculidae. The record is from RefSeq and is a predicted model, not a curated record. Gene Ontology annotation, molecular function: ATP hydrolysis activity; ATP binding; polyubiquitin modification-dependent protein binding. Gene Ontology annotation, cellular component: VCP-NPL4-UFD1 AAA ATPase complex; cytosol; nucleus. The coding region runs from base 152 to 2572 and encodes 806 amino acids. The transcript is spliced from 17 exons. Gene Ontology annotation, biological process: autophagosome maturation; mitotic spindle disassembly; retrograde protein transport, ER to cytosol.